Plenodomus lingam JN3 is the source of this 1773-nucleotide messenger RNA. The record is from RefSeq and is a predicted model, not a curated record. NCBI's taxonomy places the organism in Eukaryota, Fungi, Ascomycota, Dothideomycetes, Pleosporales, Leptosphaeriaceae.
AUGCCAUUGAUCACAUAUCCAUGGGAGCAGACUAAUCUCCGUAUGACCCGUAUCUCGGUCCUCGGCAACUACUUGGUUUCCGUAUCCAAGUCUUUAGUCGUAGACGAGCAGCCAGGAGCAGCGGCUCCGAAAGCGAAACGCAACCGCUUUGAUCUUUUGCUGAUAAUCAGUGAUGUGCUCCACACUGACACGUUCCAUUCUCGCAGCACAACCCCUAGGGGCAUUUUCGGGCAAGAGUGUGUACCAUCUACAACAGAGCUCCUUGCGCGUACAGCUGCAUGCUGCAACACGAAGUCAUCGCCAAUUGAGCAGGAUCUCAUGGCCCUACUUAACUACUGGGCGGUGAAUCAGCUUCUCACGGUUGGGGCCAUAAAAACGUGUCGCGACAGGGUCGAGGAGAGUUUAUUGAUUGCGCAAGGCGGCACGCCAGUGCGAAAGCGCAACUACUUUCUCCCAGAAUACCACGGCGAUCGCAAUGCACCCUGGUCUGAAUUGCCUGCGGCAUACAUGCUCGAGCCGAUGAUCAGGGAGCCCCUACGACCGAUCGAGCCCCAUCGCAUCAAGAUCGCAAAGCUCGACAACAAACCUGUUACCCCUCAUGUUCGCAAGCUGCUCGACAACUUUUUUGACAACAUCGAUCUCAAGUACAUGCCUACUGGAGACAAUCCAACUGGAGAGAUAAAGAAAUACAAACUCUGGCUCGAUCCUCUUGGUCAGACCGUGAAGCAGGAGAAGAAGACGGGUGAGGUCUCAGUUGUUUGCAACGGCUACGGGUGGUCGGUCAAAUUUUGCCAGGAUAUGCAGAAACACGGAGUCCCACAAAACAUUAAAACAGCGCGAGAAGACCUCGCCCUGCUUGAGGAGGACGCAAGGGAAUUUCGAGAAGUACGUCAGAGACAACGCGAAGGCCAACGCAGGAGCAUAUCACCCCGACGCCGUCGUCAUUCAUCUUCACCGUCUGAACCUAGACAAGAGCGCAGUCGGGACGGUCGGGUAUACAACUCAGGAUAUGAUCGGUAUAAUUCGCGCACACCCUCGAGGUCACCGCGCGACGGACGACCCGAAAGUCGUCAAAGCUUCUCCAGUGAUGAACGAGGCCGGGAUCAUAAUGAUCGAAGAUUAGAUCAGUCACGACAACCUCCUACACCGUAUGGUAGGGACUCCUCGCAAUCGAACUCGCAGCGGUACCGGUACGGAGCCAAUACCACUACGACUCCGCCUCCUCCCGGUAGACACUUGGGAGGUUUUGUACCACCAUCGCUCCCUCCACAAGCACCCUCGACGGCCAGCCAUGCACAGGGAUACCCUCAGUCUUUCCAACCACCUUUCGGUGCUCCUCACUUUCCUUUUCCACCCCCAGUCCCAGGAACGUAUGGAGCGCAGUACGCGAUGCCUCCUUUUGUGCCGCCUCCACCUCCACAGCAGUUUCAAGGGUCAGGAAGUUUUGUUCCUCCUCUACCACCUCCUCCGCCCAACUACAGUGGCCCGUUUCCCCCACCGCUGCCCAUACCUACGCAGCAGAAUGCUCCUUUCAUGAACAACCCAUACGCUAAUCAGCAUGGCAAUAAUCAUGGUUAUUACAACAACGCGCCCUAUGAUACAAUAGCCACACCAGAGGAGGCUAUAAUGGUGGUCAUCGGGGGCAUCGGGGUCAGCGUGGACAGCGUGGAGGAGGAAAGUAUUGAGAUUAAGGGGAAGCAGGAGUUGUUCGACAACGGAGAUGAUUUUCGGCUUGAUUACAUUCCAGUGCUCCAGUACAUGGCUGAGAGGUAA